AUGGCUUUCAAGAAUUUGGUUUUCCUUUCCAUGAUGACACUGAUCGCAUCCCUCAUCAUGAGUGCAAGCAAUGCAACUGCUACUAGAAAACUUUCUGCAGGGAUCAAAACGAGCGGUGAAGGAGAAGGGGGCCUAGUGGGAUGCGGAAAUGCGCUGGUGGAGGUGAAAUCUUGCUCACAAGAGAUUGUUGUGUAUUUCCUUAAUGGGAAGGCUGAUAUUGGCACGGACUGUUGCAAAGCCAUCGCCACCGUUACGCGUCAUUGCUGGCCUACAAUGCUUACUUCCCUUGGCUUCACUGAAGAACAAGGUGACAUCUUACGAGGCUACUGCGAUGCUGCGGCUGCUGUGAUUACUACUACUGCUCCUGUUGCUGCGCCACUUGCUCCUAAAACUUCUCUUACUAGUUGUUGA
Messenger RNA from Fragaria vesca subsp. vesca, 411 nucleotides. Its product is annotated as egg cell-secreted protein 1.4-like. Bases 1 to 411 code for a protein of 136 amino acids. Lineage: Eukaryota; Viridiplantae; Streptophyta; Magnoliopsida; Rosales; Rosaceae. Gene Ontology annotation, biological process: double fertilization forming a zygote and endosperm. The transcript has a single exon. The record is from RefSeq and is a predicted model, not a curated record.